This is a messenger RNA of Sapajus apella (tufted capuchin), 2233 nucleotides long. It is a transcript of the gene ZNF821, whose product is annotated as zinc finger protein 821. Gene Ontology annotation, cellular component: nucleus. Lineage: Eukaryota; Metazoa; Chordata; Mammalia; Primates; Cebidae. The coding region runs from base 777 to 1931 and encodes 384 amino acids. The transcript is spliced from 11 exons. Gene Ontology annotation, molecular function: DNA-binding transcription activator activity, RNA polymerase II-specific; RNA polymerase II cis-regulatory region sequence-specific DNA binding. Gene Ontology annotation, biological process: regulation of transcription by RNA polymerase II. The record is from RefSeq and is a predicted model, not a curated record.
AUACAGAUCACUUGGAUUCAGACGAGUUUGCUUUGCUCCGUGGGAACUGCACCAGCGCUGGAGGUGUGAAGUCCCGUUGGGUACCAUCUGGUCAGUUCCCCAUUUGACCACUAGGAGGAUUAUGAGAUGCAGCGACCACUGCUGAUUUAAAUAUGCAGAUACUCAUCUCUGUCUUCUGACUUGCAGCUUUAGUAUUGAAAUGUUGCCUGAUUCAAAUUAUCUGGCUUUCCUUCAGAAGAGACUUUAUCUUUAUCUUACAGCUUCAAUUUCUGAUCUCAAAGGGAGAAAAUAUAAAAAUUAAGAUUCUGAUGUUUUCUUCUAUAAUAGAGAAGUCUGAAAAAGAACUGUUUGAUAUGCAGAUAUGCUAGAAGACUGCCUGAAAGCUGCUUCCUUUGCCACUUCCUGUGGAGGCCUGUCUUUGCCAUUUGCGGUUUCUUUCUUCUUUUGUGUGAGUGUAACUCAAGAAGGCAGGAAGGAACUGAAAGAAAACUUACAGAGUGACCAGAUCCAUAUUCCUGUCUUUGGUUAGCAUCUUGCAAGGAGGUAGUAAUAUAUCCAGUCGUGAAACUGGGAAAGACAAGAGCUCUUGGAUCAGGGAAACAUGUCCCGUCGGAAACAGACAAAUCCAAAUAAAGUUCACUUCCUGGAAAAGUUGUAUAAAACGGAACCAGUUGGAUGCUUCUAGGAGUGUAUUCUGGAACAGGGGGACGUGCAAGGCUACUUAAUGUACAGGGGAUCAAGUAUUUGCUGGGCUAGAAGAGCAAGCCCGCCAGGCGAUGAUGAAAACUGAUUUUCCUGGAGACCUUGGCAGUCAGCGACAAGCUAUCCAACAACUAAGAGAUCAGGACUCCAGUAGCAGUGACAGUGAGGGUGAUGAAGAGGAGACCACACAAGAUGAAGUCUCUUCCCACACAUCAGAGGAAGAUGGAGGGGUGGUCAAAGUGGAGAAAGAGUUAGAAAAUACAGAACAGCCUGUUGGUGGGAACGAAGUGGUAGAGCACGAGGUCACAGAGAAUUUGAAUUCUGACCCCUUGCUUGAACUCUGCCAGUGUCCCCUGUGCCAGCUAGACUGCAGGAACCGGGAGCAGCUGAUUGCUCACGUGUACCAGCACACUGCAGCAGUGGUGAGCGCCAAGAGCUACAUGUGUCCUGUCUGUGGCCGGGCACUUAGCUCCCCAGGGUCAUUGGGUCGCCACCUCUUAAUCCACUCGGAGGACCAGCGAUCUAACUGUGCUGUGUGUGGAGCCCGGUUCACCAGCCAUGCCACUUUUAACAGUGAGAAACUUCCUGAAGUACUCAAUAUGGAAUCCCUACCCACAGCCCACAACGAGGGCCCCUCCAGUGCUGAGGGGAAGGACAUUGCCUUUAGUCCUCCAGUGUAUCCUGCUGGAAUUCUGCUUGUGUGCAACAACUGUGCUGCCUACCGUAAACUACUGGAAGCCCAGACUCCCAGUGUACGCAAGUGGGCCCUUCGUCGACAGAAUGAGCCUUUGGAAGUAAGGCUGCAGCGGCUGGAACGAGAGCGCACAGCCAAGAAGAGCCGGCGGGACAAUGAGACCCCUGAGGAGCGGGAGGUGAGGCGCAUGAGGGACCGUGAAGCCAAGCGCUUACAGCGCAUGCAGGAGACAGAUGAGCAGCGGGCACGCCGGCUGCAGCGGGAUCGGGAGGCCAUGAGGCUGAAGCGAGCCAACGAAACACCAGAAAAGCGGCAGGCCCGGCUCAUCCGAGAGCGAGAGGCCAAGCGGCUCAAGAGGAGGCUGGAGAAAAUGGACAUGAUGUUGCGAGCUCAGUUUGGCCAGGACCCUUCUGCCAUGGCAGCCUUAGCAGCUGAAAUGAACUUCUUCCAGCUACCUGUAAGUGGCGUGGAGUUGGACAGCCAGCUUCUGGGCAAGAUGGCCUUUGAAGAGCAGAACAGCAGCUCUCUGCACUGAACGACACCUUCCUGUCUGCCUUCUUGCCUGCCAUCCUACCCACCCACCCACACACACGAGGCCCUGUCCUUGUUGCCAGAGGCAGGCCCGGGUUUGUUGCAGGUGGACCUGUGUGGCCCUUGCAUGUGGGAGCAGGAUGAUGGGGUCAGGAGGGACCUGGCUCAAGGCAGCUCUGGACAAGGGAGCAGGCACUCCAGAGAACUGGACUCCCCAGCCCACUGCCACAGGCCUGCUUCUAGGACUGUGGGGCCCCUGUGUGGCCCAUGAAGUUGUGAGGUCAAAUAAAUUAAUUUUAUCUUUAC